Molecule: messenger RNA, 1962 nt
Organism: Sugiyamaella lignohabitans
Lineage: Eukaryota; Fungi; Ascomycota; Dipodascomycetes; Dipodascales; Trichomonascaceae
Gene: BRR6
Product: Brr6p
Exons: 1
Coding region: 1-1962 (653 amino acids)
Biological process (GO): nuclear envelope organization; lipid homeostasis
Cellular component (GO): nuclear membrane; nuclear envelope
Source: RefSeq, a predicted model, not a curated record
AUGGCGGAAGCGCAUGAGUCGUACGAGUUUCGCGAGACGAGCUCAUGUCCCUCGAUAAAUAUAGGGACGGGUUCUGAGAGAUCAGGGAUGGAGCUUGAAAGUUCGUUUGGCACGAUAUACACCGAUGUCACAGAUGGACAGGACGAUGAUCAGUCUGUAAUUCGAAAUAUUAAUUCAAGUGUGGACUACAGCCGGGGUUCUCAGUGGGUCGAGAACCGGAACCAGAUGAAGAAUGAGAACAGGAACCCCACGAAGAACGAGAACAGCAGGUCCGGAAUCAUAAACAAGAAUGCCAGCUAUAGCGACUAUAAUGGCAGCUCUAGAGCAGUAACUCAAUACGAUACUGAUAGUAAUAUUGGAGAUAUGAAGAGCAGUUCACUGUCACAGCUGUUAAAAGGUGAUGUAUCGUGGUCACCACUGCGCAGUGAGACCGGGUUGUCGUACGUACAAGAGACAUCGACACCUGUGUCAGAAAAAAGCAUCCAAAGUACUUUAAACGAUCCAAUUCUCCAACAGAGUACUCCAGAACACAAAUAUGGUAGUCCUGUGACAGGAUCCAAAAGCCCCAGACGUGUUUUGAAGAGUGUUAGUCCUAAUAUUGUAGCUAGAAGAGCCAUACACCGAACAAAACCAGUAGUGAGACACAGUCCACACCACCUAAGAUCCAGAAACAGCAUCUCUCGCUUUCAUCGUUCGUUCGAAGUCGAAGGACCAGUUAUUGUCAGUCCCAGACAUACGGUAAACAUUGUGCGAGAAGCUUCUCAAUGCAGUCUCUCCCGGGAACAAAUACACUACCUGCGAACGCGGCAGCAGCAACAGCAGCAGAAAAACGAGUCCCAAAACCCAAUAUCAAUAAACAGAUCACAAACACCCUCUUCUUCGAUCGCAGACAGCUCAAGCACCAGUUUCACAGGGUUUGUAAAACGGCGACCACGAGUCGAUUCGAGCCUUCACUCGUCACCACCAGUACCAAACUACGCCAAUCUUCUCCUGAGAAACAGGCCCCAUCUUUCAAACACAUCUGGAGACAUUUCUAAUUCAGAUGGAUCCUUCCAGUCGCACUUCUACUCGCAUUCCUCUUCGUUCAACCAGCAACAGCAUCAAUCAUACCAAUCAUACCAAUCAUACCAAUCACGUCAACAAUACCAACAAUACCAACAGUAUCAACCAUACCAAUCACACGACUCAUACCAACAAUAUCAAUCACAUCAAUCAUAUCAACCACGCAAUUCAACACACCAAAACUACCCAACAGAAGCUUCUGACAAUUACAGCCAAUAUGACGACUCAUCCAUCCUCACCGACAGCAGCUACUACACACCGUCGUACGACCAGACCGACUCGAUGAUGUCUCAGCAGGAAAGCUACUACUCACAACCGCAACCACAACCACAAUCACAGCCUUCUGAUAGCAAUAACUGGCAGGAAGCACCGCCACUGUUCAUGAACCCCGACCUCCCGUCAAUUCUCUCAUCGUACCUACAACUGAGUUUCAACUUUGGAAUGAUGUCGCUGUUAAUAUACUCGAUAUGGAUCUUCCUCAUAACUGUGCAGCACGACGUGGAGAACAAAAUCCAGGAAUACUCUGCCGACAUUCUAGCAGAAAUAGCCCAGUGCUCAAAAGAAUACAUCGGUAACAAUUGCAUGCCCCACAAGCGAGUGCCAGCCCUCGAAACGACCUGUAACAACUGGGAAAAGUGUAUGAACCAAGACCCCAUGCUCAUUGGCCGUGCACGAGUCAGCGCCGAAACAUUUGGCGAGAUCAUCAACAGCUUCCUCAACCCCAUCGGCCUACGAUCCAUGUGCUUCCUCAUCCUCGCCUUCAUCGGUUCCUUUAUCCUCGUCAACCUCUCCCUCUCGCACCACCCCCACAGCGCCCGCACUCCCAAAACCAAACGACCCCGUCGCAAACCCCCAGCGCAACCGGUCGUCAUCUUCACCACCCCACGCACCUCACGUUGA